AUGAAACCUGGAACAAGGAUUGAGAACCGUUUUGAAUUAAUUGAGAAAUCUGAUACUGUUUACGAAGGGGCCCGUCCAUUGGAGAAGUUUCUUGAACAAAACAGAAGUGUUUAUGGCGGAGAAUUUAUUUCUCAAGCUAUGUAUGCUGCUUGGAAGACAAUACCAGGUGAAGAAUUUACCCCGAACUCGCUUCAUGCUUACUUUUUGAAAGUAGGCAAUAAUGGAUCGGUAAUAAGAUAUGAAGUGAAAAAAACUAAUGAUGGUAAGAACUUUUGCAAUAGAACUGUCGAAUGUUAUCAAACUGAGACGAAUGCAUUAUGCGUCGUCUACAUGAUGUCAUUUUCAAAAAAAAAUGACAGAAAUAAACUUCGUUCAGAUCAUAAAAGUCUUGAAGAGGGUAAAUUUUCUUUGGAUUUCCAAAAGAAACCAAAUUUUUACUUCGAUAAAUACGUUAAAACGAUCGAUAACAUUAAUUACAUAGAGCAUACCCAUGAAUUUUUUCAUCACGCUUUACCACCGGAAUUCUUCGACACUAGACUUCCUCCAAAUUAUAAAAAUGUUUCUUUAUCUGAUAGAGAAUUCGGCAUGUUCUUUCGAGUUAAUGAUGACCUCACGGUUGCCAAAGACGUAAUAAAAUCAAAAUUCCUUCUAUUAAGUUAUAUUUCGGAUAGUUUCUAUCUACCUUCAAUUUAUAGGGCCUUGGGACAUCCAAUAGGACCUGGUAUGAUGAAGGAUGUUAAUAUUUCAUUGGAUCAUUGUGUUAACUUUCAUGAUGUCAACUUUGAUCCUACUCAAUGGAUGUUUAUGAGCUGGAGUUACGAUAGGAUGGUGAAUAACCGAGUAUUGGUUAAUUGCUUUAUAUAUACGUUAGAUGGUACUAUGGUGGCAAGUAUUAGACAAGAGGGUUUAAGCUUUAUCUCAAAGGAAACUUUGCUAGGAUCCGAUGCUCCUGGUAUUCCAAAGUUAUGA
Molecule: messenger RNA, 969 nt
Organism: Debaryomyces hansenii CBS767
Lineage: Eukaryota; Fungi; Ascomycota; Pichiomycetes; Serinales; Debaryomycetaceae
Product: DEHA2A00440p
Exons: 1
Coding region: 1-969 (322 amino acids)
Biological process (GO): acyl-CoA metabolic process; fatty acid catabolic process
Cellular component (GO): peroxisomal matrix
Molecular function (GO): fatty acyl-CoA hydrolase activity
Source: RefSeq, a predicted model, not a curated record